AUGGCCUCACGGUGCGCGUUACUAAGCACCAGAUCGCUCCUCCAACCUUUACGUCGCGCCCACCGUCCGUUUCAUACGUCAUUACGGUUGUCGAAAGUUCAGUCAUCCAAUAGUUCGGUGACGCACGGCCAGGAGAGACCAGGGAUUCAUCCAGACGAACUGGAGCAGCUUUUUGCAGAACCUACCUGGUCCGUCGAAUCUCUGCUACCACCGAAGACACGCGCCCCAGACGCACCUCAGAUCUCCUCGAAGCAACUUCACCAUCUGCUCCGGCUCUCGGCGUUACCGCUCCCCGAAACGCCUGAGCAGGAACAAAAGAUGCUAGACACGCUGGCAGCACAGCUGCACUUUGUGGGCGAGAUCCAGCGAGUCGAUACAACGGGCGUUGAGCCUUUACGAGCGAUACGUGACGAGACGAGGGCAGCCGAGCAAGAGCAGACGAUUGGAUUGGAUACACUCAAGGAGGCGUUGGCAAAAGAGAAGAUUAUUGGCAAGUGGCACAGGCGCGUUCAGAGAGACACUACGUCGGUCGAUGCCAAAGAUGUCGAGGACUGGGAUGUUUUGGGAUCGGCUGAGAAGAGAGCUGGCAGAUACUUCGUCGUGGAUAGUGAACGACCAUCGGAGUGA
This is a messenger RNA of Ascochyta rabiei, 627 nucleotides long. RefSeq lists its product as uncharacterized. Lineage: Eukaryota; Fungi; Ascomycota; Dothideomycetes; Pleosporales; Didymellaceae. Gene Ontology annotation, biological process: regulation of translational fidelity; glutaminyl-tRNAGln biosynthesis via transamidation. Gene Ontology annotation, molecular function: glutaminyl-tRNA synthase (glutamine-hydrolyzing) activity. The transcript has a single exon. The coding region runs from base 1 to 627 and encodes 208 amino acids. The record is from RefSeq and is a predicted model, not a curated record.